Molecule: messenger RNA, 4321 nt
Organism: Drosophila gunungcola (fruit fly)
Lineage: Eukaryota; Metazoa; Arthropoda; Insecta; Diptera; Drosophilidae
Exons: 3
Coding region: 755-961 (68 amino acids)
Source: RefSeq, a predicted model, not a curated record
AUUAAUCGGUAUAGCUAAUUCGUCGAGUUCCGCAGGACUUUGGCUUCACCCCGGACCUAGUGGUUGGGGUAAAAGCUUACAUCGUAGUAAAAGCUCUCCGGCUGUUGGUCCACGGCAUGCUGGGAACUUUCCGCAUCCUGGCAUCCUUCGGUGGGUCCAUUCAUCAGUAGAACAAACGCCGUCAGACGGGACAGAUGUGCUAGUGGCACAAGGGCACAAACCGAAGCGAACGGAGGCUCCUGAACUCGACAUCCUCGACUCGUUUGGCGCCAUAUUUACUCGGACCAAUCGGAGUCGGUUACUCCGUAAUUGCGUGCCUGCGUGUGUGCGCGAAAUAGUCCUCUUUUUGACCCUCCUCCGGUUGUUUGUGUAAUUUCGCGCGCUUUUGUGUCGCCCGCUGUCCGGACGACUUAUAUACCAACGGGUCGGAAAAUCGGGUUCCAAAAAAAACGGAUUUGAAAAAGGCGUGAGAUUUGCGGCCAACUGCUGGACGACUGCCAGUGGGCUGAAAUUUUAAUUAGCCAUUUGAUGGCAGUUGGCAGACAACAAAGGCUGAUGUUGUUUUCCCGGAAGCAUCAGAAGCAGCAGCAGGAGCAGGAGGAACCAAAAGCCGAUCAACAAACCAUUCAGCUCUGAGUGUUUUAUGGUCCCGGAGUGGCAGCGACAGCCCUAACAACUAACUAACAAGAACAACACCGGCCUAGGGCUGCAGGAAGUAUCAGCACGAGCCAAGGAAACAAAGCAAUCUAUAAAGAUGGCCGGCGGGGGCAGAACAGCCGGCAAAUACGGUUAUUCGGACAACAAUUAUUACAGUGGUCACUCGUACAAGAGCAUCAACGACGAGAUUAUCCUGGUCAGCAUCAUAAUGGGGAUUACCAUACUGGUCCUCAUCACCAUCGCCCUGUGCUACAUUGCGUAUGAGAAAUGCCAGAAGAAGCGGGAGUAUUAUAUCAACGCCUAAGAGGCUUCCAUUGGAAUCGGAAUCGGACUCGGCACCGUAGGAUGGGUCUUCUUUUUGUUUUGUCCUGUGUUUGUUUUCUUCUGCAGCGGUGGCACUGCAAGGCUAAAUGUCAACACGGUCUGCGACAAUGUUGACGUUGACGAUUUAGUUGGCCAACAAAAAUAACCCAGAGUGGCUGCAACCGGGCUUCAUUUUUCCCCCAGAAGCCCCCAGAAGCAGACACGUACACAAAUCGGAAGGCAGUGGAAUUUGUGCUGCUUAAACGUUUCGCCAUCUCUGUUGGUUUUGCCACAGUUACAGUUUCUCGAGUGUCAGGCAACAUGGCUCUAUUGUUUGGCCACUGUGCACAGUGGGUUUCAUUUGGCACUUGACAUUUGUCCAGCCAAUUAGGCUUUCGCGUUCGCCAUUUUUUUGGUCGUAUUUUUUUAGAGGUCGUUAGGAAAAUAAUCAGCACAAAGGAUAGCUUUGUGUUUGGCAAGCACUUUUUAAAUUUUGCACUAUUUUGCUCUGCCAGACAAAGAACUUUUUAGGACAUCAAUAAAUUCGAAUUUUUAUGCCGCACCCUGGCAUUUCAAUUUAAAAUGCAAUGCACUCGAGGUCUCCACCAUGCAGCAACCUUUUGUUUGUCAAACCGAGAGGGAAUAAUAAAAAAGAGCCAACCGAAACCUCGCACCACGCAAUAAUGGAAGCGAAAGAAAUAUAACCGAUACUUUUGCAAGUGCGCUGUGUCGAUAUUGUUGCCUUUGCCUCCCAAAACUGAAUGGUGGAAACAUUGUGCAUAUGUAACACUGAGAAAACAGUUAGUUUUAAACUGUUAGUUUUAACUAGAACAUGAAAUUUAUUAUACAACUGGUAAAACUUACAAAUCAAUGCAAUAAAUUUUCUAUUAUUUUUUAAUUUAAUGAGUUUGAAAAUAAAAACAAAAAUGGGUUAGAAUAAUUUCUGAAUUUAUUUUUAGUUUCAAAAUAUUGCCAGGAAGCAAACCAUCAUAUAAAUUACGAUUAAACUCUUUUAAAUUUUUUUAAACCAAAAACAGUUAUUACAAUUAAAGCGAUAUCCGAACACAAAAUAAAAGUUCAUUUCGAAUACAUUUUGUAAGGGUUAACAUCAAACCAUUUAAAAACAGUGGUACCGGUUUUUUAGUUUUUUCAUUUAUAUUAUGUUUUUGUUUUGUAUGUUAUAGUUUAAUCUUUUCAAACCGUAAUUGACUGUUUUUAAAUGCUAUUAAGAUUUUAAUUAUUAACAUUCAGUUCUAUAUCAUAUUACGAAGCUCUAACUUUAUUUUUUGUGUGUUCUGACACAAAUAUUCCAAUUGCCAAUAUUGACAGCGCGGGAGCAUUUAACCAACCAAUGGAUAGGGACAAGAGACAUUCCCAGCUAGUGAGUGACUUUUCUUAUAUCCUUUUUUUGUCCUUUUUGUCAGCUUUCUGUGUUUGUUUCCUUUUUUUAGAUAGGGGGUGCUUAAGACCGUAGCUCGAGGCUGUAAUAACAAAAACAGUAAGGGAAACUCGGUGCAAUGCACACGAACAAAGCAUAAAGGAACAAUAAAAGAAAUCGUCCUGCGAUAUCGUGGUAGCAAAGCGAUUCCGAACCGGAGAUAAAGGCCAGAAAGAGUUGGCAUUAAAUUAGAGCAAAAUGGACCACUUUUAAAGGUCUUUCCACAAGCUGAGCUGAGCUGUGGGCAUAAAUUAAGGCUCUUGUCGGCCGGAAGGCCACAAAAAAAUAUAUGUAUGUUCAAUAUAAAACGUAAUCCGGCUCACAUCCCAAAUAAAAACCGACACACAUCCGCCUUUUUGGGCAAUGUGUCGGGAACUCAAUGUUAAUCAGCUUAGACAACCUCCGUCAUCGGUUUCAGAGAGUUUUGUUGUUGUUUUUCCUGCUUUUUUUAGGCACAUCAAGAGGGCUAAGAGCAAACAAAUAACUCGAGUUUGUGGGCUAUGGGGCCGUUAUCCCCUGGAAAUGCUUUUAAAAAUUAAAUAACUGAUAAAUGACAAAGUUCGUUGGACCAGAAAUUAUCGUUUGACAAAUUGGCAGGCCAUGAUGAGAGCUCAUCAAUUGCCUGGCAACCACGUGGCGACCGAGUCUUGUUAUAUCCUUCGGCUAGAAGGCACUUACGGCAAAGCCAGACGAAUUACUUAUGACUAAAUGGGUCUAUUGACAUGGAAAAUUAACCCUGAGAAGAUUUUUCGUUCAAGGAUUUACGAUAAAUUACGCUUUAGCUCAAAUGGAAACUUUUUGUUCAUAAAAAAAUAAAUUUUUCAUAUUUUAUUUUUUUGUCUAAUGUUAAAGUUAUUUAUUUUCUCUGAUAUUAUUUUUAAACCAGUAUUUAUAUUUCAAAGUUGUAAUACUCCCGCCAAAGAAUCCCUUCUUUUCACAGCACAAAACUUUGACCACAAACUAAACACAAAAGUUAACUUGACACUCAACCACCGAAAUGUAGUUUAAUAGUGCAUCACCAACAAUAGCCAUGGAAAGCGAAAAAUGGAAAGAUAAAAACUUUACUAAUGAUCAGUUAAGCAAAAAAAAUCCCAGCGUAAAAACGCAGACACGCUCAAAGAGCAACAAUAAAUUUUACGAUGACCAUAAUAAAAAAAAAAGAUUGGAAGGACACGCGGAGCACAUAUUUUAGCACUUGUCGUGUUUCUGAGUCAGGAGAAAAAUUGAGUUUGGGGGCACUCAAAAUGCAUGCUUAUCCUUUGAAGGAAACUCACUUUCACUAUUUGCGAAAAGAGUGACUCGUAGCUUUUUAAGCGCUCCCAGAUACAUAGCCACCCCAAAAACCAUCCCACCCCAUCCAACCGUAGUCAACUUUACGUCCAGUUUUAUAGUUUUUUUUAUGUAUGGCUGUCUCACUAAUUGCCGCAUGACUUGGCCAAAGAUGAAAAGAAUGUUUCCGGGCGAAACGAAAUUAAUAAAAUUACCAUCGCUGGAAUGGACGAGUAUUGUGUAUUGUAUAUGCAUUUAUCCAAUUGCACUUCUAGCGUAGCAUAUAGAUAUCUAUGUAACCAAGAUAGAUGUGACCACUUAUACCUAGUAAACUAUUGAAUUUGUAGCUAAUUCGAAGGCAGUGCAUCCUUUUUUGUCAUGAAAAGGGGGACCAAACGUACAAUGAAACAAAGAAUUCAAUACGAAAAACGUGUACUUUAUUUUAACUAAUUAAAUCUAACAUAAGUGAGAUCUAUAAAUGUUGAUAGUAGUGUGAAAAUUGUUAAAACUAUAUUCGAUAUACUUUAUGUACAACAAUACAAUAAAGAAAUGUUUAUGCAUGUUAUUGAACUCAAGUUGGGGUUUUAAUUAAAAGAAAAGUUUUACUUUGCAUAUAAGCACAUAUUUAAAAACAAAUGCAACAAAGGAGUAAAA